CUGCCGCCUGUGACCCGCAAACCAUGCUCACAUAAGUGAACUAAGUUGUAUCAUGACAUAACCAACUUAGCCUGUUAAGUGGUGCUGAGUAACUUAAUAGAAAGUGCUGUGUUUAUCUAAACCAUGCAGCGCAGCGACCGCUGGCCCGAAGACUAUGACCCUGACACGCCAAAGAGUCGGCCAACUUCUAGAAGGAACUCCGCGUCCCUCUCAAGAAGGAACAGCACAACCAAGAAGGAGAAAGAGUCUAAAAAGAAGUCACCUUUGAACACCACUCCUAGUUCCGUCCACUCCACGCCUAAGAAAACUGGUAAACCUCAAAAUCUGGACUUUGUCGUCACUGGAAGGCAAUGUUUAAAAAAAUCUGACCGCGCCAACUCCCUGCCAGGCUACAACCGUCGCCCCUCCACCGAGUCCUUGAAGACCAAGAAGCUGCACGAGUCUCCCAAGAAGGUGGCCGACGUAUCCCAAUCCUCGAAGAGCAGGGAAACUUCGCUGGAAGAUGACAUGUCUCUGGAUUUGUCACAGGUAUCGGAUUUUGAAGACAACCAUUCUAAAUAUGGUAUUAAGCAAAAGUUCACCGCUCUCGCCACGUCCACACCCAAGCCUGGAUCUAAAGCUAAGCCCAGGAGCUGUUCCUUGCAGAGUCAGAUGCAUACCAGCAGGUUGGAGAAUUCUAAGAGACUUCUCUCCUUCGAGUCCAAGAGUAAAAGCAGCCAGGAGAGUAACAACAGCUUGUACAAGACGUCCUCUUCAGCCAGCAAUUAUAAGCACGGCGUGAGCACAGAGCUGGACUACUCCUCUGUGUCUCCGGAAUACUCAGGGCAGUCGUCGGCCGACCUGUCCCCGAGGGUCUCCAGGCAGCAGGACCUGGUGCAAUCACCACGCACCAUAGAACAAAACCUAUCCAGUUGUUGCAGUUGGCAGGAUUGCAGCGAGAUGGAGCGGACCGCGAUGGGUGACCGCGAUGGUGAAUGGUCCAGCUUCUGGGCCAACUACAACAACUCUUUGUCUAAGGUACCCGUGAAGAAUUACUACGACCAGUGCCCCACACCGUACCGCACGGAGAAUUUCGACCUGGCGGAUCUUGGUAAUGCUUCUGAAUUCUCAACGGACGGCUCAAAAAACCGGACUCCAGACAACCUGCAGAAUGUCAACUACAUAAUAUGCAACGAGGGGUUACAUCUAACACCAAGAGAAACACAAAACAUGAUAAAAUGCGCUCACAUACUAGGCAACGUGUUGAGCAAAGCGAUCGAGAGGCGGUGCCGUGAAAAAGACAAGGUAGAAGAAAAAGUCAAAGAUCUUACUGGCCUCGAAGACGAGGAAGUUGAGUCGAAGAAAAAAACUCUAACGUUAGACUUGAAGGAAACGCUUUUACCCACAGAAGUGAGAUUGGAAACAAAAUGCGAGACUGUGACGACGCAAACUGACAUCUCUUUGCCGAACACGAAAAGCGCGCCGAGGAUAUUCGAGAAAAUCCUGAGGCAACUGUCGAAGACUUCCCUCGACGAGGGAUUGAAUAAAAUGGCCGAAAACAAAAGUGCGGACAACAAAGAUGAAGGCACUGAGAAAAGUGAAGCUGCGAAACAGAAUUAAGAAGAAGUACAGUACAAUUACUGAAGCUGGCAACAUCUUCAUCGUAAACCGUAGACAAAAUAGAAUAUGCAGUUUAAGUAGCGGCAAAGACAAACUUGUUGAGCAAGACCACAGACAAAUGAACUUGCGCAGUAAAUAUUUUUAGGGUUCUGUACUCAAAGGAUAAAAACGAGACCCUAUUACUAAAACUGCGCUAUCUUUUAUAUAUAAGUAUAUAUAUCCAUCUUAUAGUAAUAUAAGUUAUUUACAGGAAUGUUACCAUGUACCUUCUUUUUAGAGAGUUUAAGUUUACAACAAGGUACAUGGUAACAAACCCGUAAAUAACUUAUAUAACUAUAAUGUUGGUGACCAUGGAAGUUUAAAACAAUAUAUCCAUCUGCUGCCUGGUCCGCGUGGAAU
This is a messenger RNA of Chilo suppressalis (striped riceborer), 1998 nucleotides long. Lineage: Eukaryota; Metazoa; Arthropoda; Insecta; Lepidoptera; Crambidae. The record is from the annotation of a GenBank genome assembly.